Messenger RNA from Candidula unifasciata, 1623 nucleotides. The record is from the annotation of a GenBank genome assembly. Lineage: Eukaryota; Metazoa; Mollusca; Gastropoda; Stylommatophora; Geomitridae.
AUGAUGGUUUGGAAACUCAGCGACCUGUGCUUGCAGUGCGUGGAGCAAAAUUUGGCUCGUUAUCCAAAUCUAGGUUUAAGUCUCCCUACGAUGCACAAGGAGAUGCUUAUUGAACGUCUUACCUACCAUGACCACUUUUAUCCAUCACUGUUGAGUCACAUCAGCAAUAAUCUUUUUACACCAGCACUCAGACACAUCAAUUUACAAGGGUGUGAUCAGAUCAGUGAUGUUGUUUUACAACUGCUAGGGCAGUCAGACUGCAAGCUUGAAGUCCUCUUGUUAAGCAGAUUAAAACAUGUAACAGAUAUUGGGGUUCAAGCAGUUCUGAAGGAUCAGAAUGCUUUACUUGUUCUCCAUCUCGAAUAUUUGCCCCUGAUUACACAGAAAAUUUUAGGCAGCAUUGCAUCCCCAAAGUUAUGGUCUUUUAAACUUAUACAUACACUAAAUACAAGCAAAAAUUGGUGUUCUGCCACAUCGUUGUCAAGUUUUCUUUCACAAAAUCCAUCAAUUAAAGUUUUGAAGAUUGAUACAGACAUUGAGCACAUUCCAGUGAUAGCCAAAGGUCUUAGAACAUCUUUAGAAGAAUUAAAAACGUGUUUUCAAAUGGCAACUGAUGAGAGUAUAGAAGCCCUAGCACAGUUCUGCCCCAGUUUAAGAAAAUUGGAUCUCAAUGGAGCAAAAUCAGUGGGAAAGGAAUCUUUAAUAAAGCUUUUUCAGGCCUGCACACAGAUGGCCGACUUAGACUUGGGGUACUGCAGCAGGAUUGCAGUAGCCUCCGAGUGUGAAGUUUUAUGGACCUUGCCACAGUCUUUGACUUCCCUGUCUUUGUGUGGGUUGAUGCUGCAAGAUGGAGAGAUACUGGUGGAAUCAGUGACUCGCUUACCUCACCUGACCAGCAUCAAGCUGUGUGGAGUUCCGGCUCUCAGUGACGAUACAUUGACCAGAAUUGUAGAAAAGAUAGGCCACAGGCUGGCAGAUCUGAAUUUGAGUGGGAUUGGAUCUCAUGAGAUCACAGAUGCUGGACUCAAGUCUGUAGCCAAAUACUGCACCAUGCUGAAGUCGCUCCACAUCAGUCUGCUGCGCCAGGUGACAGGUGUAACUCUCCUGCCAUUGUUCGUUGAUCGUGACAGAGCUUCAAGAAUACAGAAACUCUCGGCCAACUGCAAGCUGAUGGAUGCCAGCACUCUGGAUCAAAUCAUGUCCAGUUGUCCGGAUCUGAGGAAGCUGGAUCUGUCUGGUCUGAGUGUGGUCAAUGAUACAAUGAUUAUCAACCUGGCUGACCAUUCACCAAAGCUGACCCAGCUGAACCUGAAAGGUUGUAAGCAGGUCACAGAUACAGCAGUCUGCCACUUGAGUGGUUGCUGUCCCUUGACCAGCCUGUGCCUCUCAGGUCUGCAUUCCAUCACUGACAAAAGUAUGUUCAGCCUAGCCAGCAGCUGUCCUCAUCUGAAAGAGAUUUAUCUCAAUGGUUGUGCCAACGUCUCACCUGUUGCAGUGCAAUACUUGAAGGAUUGUUGUCUUCACAGACUGUUUGCAAAACACAACAUUCCGAAUGCAAGCCCCAAUCAGCUUAUGGCAAAAAACUUAGAUACUGGAGAGUUUUGUCGAGCUGAUCUGCUUUAG